CGAUGAUGUCACACUCGAACGCGGGAGAAUUUCGAAAUAGUCCUUUUUGUGCAAUGUGUCAGGUGAUAUAAAUAAUUGAACAACUACUGGUUAUUUUCCGGACUUCACUGGUUUAUAUCUUCAGAAGAAACAAUGGAAAAGAAAGAAUUUAUUGUCCUAUAUACGCAUCAGAAGACAAAGAAGUCAAAAGUGUGGCAAGAUGGGAUUCUGAAGCUCACUCAUGUAGGAAACAAAGCAACUUUAUAUGAUGACAAAGGAACAUGUUUGGAAAGCCUAUUUCUUAAGUGCUUUGAGGUGAAACCAGGAGAUGACUUGGAAAGUGAUCGAUACUUAAUCACAGUUGAGGAAGUUAAGACUGCUGGGAGCAGAGUAGUUAAACAGGAUGUCAUUGAAACACCAGAGUCAAAUUCAAGGAAGGUUGUAUCUUCUGGCCGCUCUCUUGGAUGCCAGCCUGCUGGUUUAAAAAGGAACUUCGCUGGUUAUCAAAGACCACAUCAAGUCCCAAAGAAAGUGGUUGUUACAGAAAAUGCUACAUCAUCUGAAACACUGGAGACAGAGAAACCCUAUUUUCCAUUUUUCCCUCCAUUCUCAAGCACACCUCCUUUGUUUUCUACAGUUGGCAAGAGAGUUAUAAAUAAUAUGCCAACAGUCCCUGAGAACAUUUUCACUUCCAAGAACAUAGAAAGAAACACCAUGCCUUGUUCUUCAGUUGUCUCUUCUUCAUCCUUCAAUAGUGACCCACAACUGCUAAGUGAAGAAAAUUACUUUUGCUCUUCUAUCAAUUCUAAAAGUAGACAUUCAGAUUCUCUACUGAACAGUGAGCCCAUAAGUGCAAAUAGUUUGGUACCACACUAUGAAGUUUCACAAACUAUCAGAAGCAAAGCACAAAUAUUAGCUCUUCUGAAGUCCAACUCAAAUCAUAAGUAUAAAGACCUAAAUUUUGAGAUUACAGGAAAUUUUUCUCAGGUAGAACCACAAGGAAGUUCUGAAAAAAUUCCCUCUACAUCAAAGUAUUUACAUCAACAGGAAGAGUAUGCUCAGACAAAAGGCACAGAAAAUCUACACGAGGAGCGACCAUCAGAAAAUACUACAAAAACUAAAAGCCGGUGGUCCAUAUAUCUAUCUUCACAGAGUUGUCCUGUAGAUGAGAAUGAUAGAGAAGGGAAUCCUGAGUCCCAGGAAGAUGACAUAAAUUUGAAAAACUUUUGGGCACAAAAGAACAUACAGACCUUUGAAGCAUGCCCCCAAAAUGGAAACAACCACAAUCAGUUCUGGAAUCUGGAAGAAAAGUUAGAAUCUCCUUUCUGUGAAAGCAGCAGCUUACUGGUUAGUUGUAACAGUGCGGAAAACAAUGGCUUAUUAUUGGCAUCCGAUACUCAGAAAAAUAGUAAAAUAUCUCUUAAUGAUAAUAACAGAGUGUGCAUAGAAGACCCAGUUUGCAUUAGAGAAAAGGUGGUCAGUACAUGUGGACCAUUAGAACAAGACGAUAAGCCAGGGUCACCUCUGCCAAAAUCAGAAUAUCUGCAAGGUGAACCCUCUCUACAAAACAAGUCUAGUCUCUCUGAUGGUACCGCAGGUAUGUCUUCUGAAUGUCAUACUGGUAAUGAAAGUCCAAGUACUGUUUGUGAACCUUCACAGCCAUCUAUAGAGGUAACUUUUAAUCUAAGCAAUUUUGAGAUCAGUGACACAGACGAGGAAUCACUGUAUGAAAGCAACAGACAUUCCCAGGAUUCAGAGCAUGAGGAAAAGGAAAUUUUGGUUAACGAUGGCCAGUCAUAUGUGCAAAAGGGUUGUGAGGAUAUAAACUGUCAAGAAAUUGGUAGUGAACAUUUACCAUUUUUAACAGCUGCUGGUGGCAAACCUAAGGAGAUAUUGCCCAGAAAAGAGCUUCUGUUAUCAGAGUUUUGUGAUAGAAUCUGUGUGGGUUUUGACACUGGCCCUUGCAAAGAUGGAAACACUGGAAAAGCAACAGAGGAACAGGAUGGUGACACAUUAAGCAAUUUUGACUUGUCCUUAGAGUGGAAUGACGUUGAUGCACACGUGGAUAGCAACAGAGGUGCUGCUAAACCUACCCAAAAAGUUAGAAUUAACUAUGAUUGUGCUUCACCUUUGAAUAAAGGUUUAAAUAGGGGCUUACAUAUUCUUCAUUUUUCAGACACAGCCACUAAUCAGAUUCCUAAAAACAAGGAUGUAUUUUCAGAAGAUGCCCACUCUCAGCCUUCUAGUUUGGAAAGUGACCUAGACAAAAAUGAAGUUGAGGUUUUAACACCAAUCUGUGACACUGAUGAUAGUAUCCAACUAUUAAAUACCAGUCAGGAUCACUCUGAAUAUAUUGCCUUUGAUAAGUCAAAAACUCAGAGUUUCAGUUCUUUUUUUUGCCCUCAGAGGAAAAAUCAUCCUAUUUCUGAAGAGGCUGAGGCAUAUAUUCCGGAAACGGGAGAUUUGGAAAGGAUUAGAAGUUCAACCCAGGAUUAUGUUGCAGUUGAAACCUCAAGGAAAAGCACACACACCUGGAGUAACUCUAGAGAUUGUUCAGAACUUCCUGGAGUAGUAAAUGACUUUUCCCUCUUAAAAUCACUAUCUGAACAUAGUACAGCUUUAGAAAGUGUAGAAAUAUUUCAAAAGAAAGACGCUGCCUUUAAACAACAAGGAAUUGAGCAAACAUAUGAACCAGAUAGCUUUCCUGAAGCUAGGAAAGUAUUUACUACAGUAGUUUCACAAGCUAUACCAGUAUCUCCUCAACUAAAGCAGAAUUCUCAACAGUUCUUUCCCCUGGAGACUGAAGAAGAUACUGCAUUUCAAGCAGCUAUUCCUCAAGAAAUAGAGGGAAAAAUCUGUGAUCCUAAGCCUGUUGUGUUUCAAGGGCACCAGGUGAAAGGAUCAGCUACUAGUGGUGAGAUGGUCAGAGGACAUAGCUCACAGCUGGUAGGACGCAGUCACUUUUCAGGUACCAUGGACUAUGAAGACUUCAUGAAAGAUAUGUCCUUCUUGGCACCGGAUUUGCCUAACCCUUAUAUGCAAGCUGAGUUCUUAGAGGUAAUAUCACCAGAACAAAAGAUCUCUACAUUGAAUCCAGUUUCUACAUUUCCUUUGAACUCAAGAGAUGAAGACGUAGUGACUGAGUUCUCCGAGGAAUCUCUGAAAGCAAGAACUUUACCUGGAAUGAAGAACUUCAGUUCUCUGCAGACUGAGAACCUUCAAAGGCCUCCCUUAUUAACUAGAGGCCAGAUGCCUUUUGCUACUCUGCCACCGGCUUACAGGCCAGAUGACUUAGAAGAUUCUUGUUCUUUCUUCAUUGGCCGUGAAGCACGAGAGUCUUCUAGUUCUCCUAUGCUCAACUUGUAUAACAAGUCAGAAGUUCUUCCUUUUAGCUUUCAGCCCGAGGACCAAAGUGAAACUUCUUCUGCUGAAGAAUCUAGGGAAAUGACUCCAGGAGAUGUUCCAAUGCUUGAUACUAAAUCUACUCAAAGCAAGUGGCUGAAAUAUCAAAACACACCCCAAUGCCAUUUGACUGCCCUAAACAGAGUCAAGAGAAAAGUAACAGAUGAAUUCUUUGCUGAGACAGUUUCUGGGAUGCAUUUUAGUGAUCUGAGUGAAAGACAAAGACGAAGUGAUUCCAUGAAUGAAAGCUCUGUAGAUUCUGUGCAUUUACAAAUGAUAAAAGGCAUGCUCUAUCAACACCAGGAUCUUAGCAGUCAAAAUUUGGUUUCUAGGAAGAAAGCACUUUCUUCAAAUUUAAAACAGACUUCCAAAGAGGAGGAAAUUCAAAAUGUGUUAGGAAGGUCUGCCUGCUUCAACUCCAAUGUGAACGACUUACAGGAGAUAAAUGGCUCAGAGCUAUGCUUCCCAAGUGGGCAGAAAAUCACAUCUGCUUUCCUUCCUCAAAGGCAGAUUCACAUACCAGCUGUUUUCCAGUCUCCCAUACAUUACAAGCAGAUCUUUACAUCUUCCAUCAUAGAACAUCUAAAUAUAUUGCUGCUGGGGUUGUCCCAAAGGCUACACAAAGUACUUUCAAAAGUUGACAUAUCAUUUUACACAUCAUCAAAAGCAGAGAAUCUGGAAAAUGUAGAGACAAAUUUACCAUCCUGCCAUCAUAACCAACCAGCAAAACUUGUCAUGGUUAAAAAAGAAGGUCCAAAUAAGGGUCGUUUCUUUUAUGCAUGUGAUAGACCCAAAGCUGAUCAGUGUAAAUUUUUCAAGUGGCUGGAGGAGGUGACUCCAGGAUGGGUGACCCAGGAAGAGUCUCAGCCCAGCAUGGUUUUAAAUGAUAUUAAAAGUAUUGGCAUGUAUUUAAGAAGUCAAAAGAUUCCAGUCUAUGAGGAUUGCCAGCUUUUUGUGAGAAAGGGAUUUGAUUUUCAGAGAAAACAGUAUGGCAAACUAAAGAAGUUUGCUACAAUAAAUCCUGAAUUUCAUAGUGAAACCAAAAGCAAACUUUAUCUAAAGCUGAGUAGGAAGGAAAGUUCUUCAGUUUAUAGCAAAGAUGACCUCUGGGUGGUUUCAAAAACUCUAGACUUCGAACUAGAUACAUUCAUUGCAUGUAGUGCUUUCUUUGGACCAUCAUCUACCAAUGAGGUGGAACUGCUACCUUUGAAAGGCUAUUUCCCUUCUAACUGGCCCACAAACAUCAUGGUCCAUGCAUUGUUGGUCUGUAAUGCCAGCACAGAGCUGACUACUUUGAAAAACAUUCAGAACUACUUUAAUCCAGCUACUCUGCCUCUAACACCAUACCUACUUAACAUGUCUUCAUCAACUACAGUUAGCAGCAGGAAAGUCAGUAAGAGAAAUUUUAUUCCACCAGCCUUUGUAAAUAUCCACACAAAAGCUGAACUACUCAGCCUAGGAGCAACAUUGCAGUUAGCCAAUGAAUUCAUUCAGACACACAAGUUAAACAAGGACCAAGCUACAGCUCUCAUUCAAAUUGCUCAAAUGAUGUCAUCCCUGGAAAGUGUUGGUGAAGUGAAGGAACUGUGUAUCCAUACCCUACCUAUCACAGUCAUACAUGGUGUUUUUGGAGCAGGAAAAAGCUAUUUGCUCUCAGUGGUGAUUUUGUUCUUUGUACAUCUAUUUGAAAAGAGUGAAGCUCUUACAGCUGGAAAUGCAAGGCCAUGGAAACUUCUGAUUUCUUCGUCCACAAAUGUAGCUGUGGACAGAGUCCUUCUUGGGCUUCUUGGUCUUGGAUUUGAAAAGUUUGUCAGAGUUGGAAGUCUUAGAAAGAUUGCUAAGCCAAUUUUACCUCAUAGUUUGCAUGCUGGCUCAGAAAAUGAGAAUGAACAAUUAAAAGAACUCCAUGCCCUCAUGAAAGAGGACCUGACACCCGUGGAAAGAGUUUAUGUAAGAAAAAGCAUUGAGCAGCAUAAGCUGGGGACCAACAGAACCCUGCUGAAGCAGGUUCGAGUGGUUGGUGUUACCUGUGCAGCCUGCCCAUUCCCAUGCAUGAACGACCUGAAGUUCCCAGUGGUCGUGUUGGAUGAGUGUAGCCAAAUAACUGAGCCCGCCUCCCUGCUUCCCAUUGCAAGGUUUGAGUGUGAAAAGCUUAUUCUUGUUGGAGACCCCAAACAGCUACCUCCCACGAUUCAGGGUUCUGAUGCCGCUCAUGAAAACGGAUUGGAGCAAACCCUUUUUGAUCGACUUUGCCUGAUGGGUCACAAGCCAGUUAUGUUGAGAACCCAGUACCGCUGUCACCCUGCAAUCAGUGCAAUUGCUAAUGAUCUCUUCUAUGGAGGAAACCUCAUGAAUGGCAUUUCUGAACCAGAGAGGAGCCCCUUAUUAGCCUGGCUUCCCACCUUGUGUUUCUAUAAUGUCCCAGGACUAGAACAGAUCGAGAGGGAUAACAGCUUUUAUAAUGUGGCAGAAGCAGCAUUUACACUCAAGCUAAUUCAAUCACUGAUUGCAAGUGGAAUAGCCGGCCAUAUGAUUGGGGUGAUAACAUUAUACAAAUCCCAGAUGUACAAGCUUUGUCAUUUACUUACCACUGCCAACUUUGACAGUCCUGAUAUUAAAAGUGUGCAAGUGUCCACAGUCGAUGCUUUUCAGGGAGCCGAAAAGGAGAUCAUUAUUCUGUCCUGUGUACGGACAAGACAAGUGGGAUUCAUUGAUUCAGAGAAACGAGUGAACGUUGCCCUGACCAGAGGAAGGAGGCAUUUGUUGAUUGUGGGAAAUUUAGCCUGCUUGAGGAAAAACCGACUGUGGGGUCGUGUGAUCCAGCACUGUGAAGGAAGGAAAGAUGGACUGCAGCAUGCAAGCCAGUGUGAGCCACAGCUGAACCAUGUUCUUAAAGACUAUUUUGAAAAACAAGCAGAAGAAAAACAGAAGAAAAAGAACAUGAAAGAAAAAUGUAAAGAAAAAUUACAUCCACAGAAAGACAUGGUCUAGGAAUUUUGUAUUUAUGUAAAUUGAGAUUAUUUUACACUAUAUAUUUUUAUUACUGUAAAACUUAUUGAAAAAAUUCGAUUAUGAUACUUAACAUAUUAACAUAUUAAAAAGGCACAACUAAAAUUUUUGCUCUUCAAAGAAGUAUGUUAUACUUACACUGUGCUCCAGCAGCUCACGUCUAUAAU
Molecule: messenger RNA, 6557 nt
Organism: Perognathus longimembris pacificus (Pacific pocket mouse)
Lineage: Eukaryota; Metazoa; Chordata; Mammalia; Rodentia; Heteromyidae
Gene: Zgrf1
Product: zinc finger GRF-type containing 1
Exons: 27
Coding region: 133-6372 (2079 amino acids)
Biological process (GO): double-strand break repair
Cellular component (GO): nucleus; site of double-strand break
Molecular function (GO): zinc ion binding; helicase activity
Source: RefSeq, a predicted model, not a curated record